AAAGGCGGGUGCGAGCCACACAUUCACCACAAAGACACACACCUCUUCCCUUGAGCAUUCGCUAGGUGAGGCGCUCCGUCCAACUAACCAGAUCCACUCAUGACCGGGAACGUCCCGCAGAAAGAUGGCACUUUUCUCCAGGUAGACCACAAGAACUGCUGUGUGUUUCGGGAUGAUUUAAUCCCCAAGGUGUUGGCACCAGUGUUGGGGCUGGAAUUUGUGUUUGGGGUCCUGGGCAAUGGUGUUGCUCUGUGGAUUUUCUGCUUCCACCUCAAGUCCUGGAAAUCCAGCCGGGUUUUCCUUUUCAACCUGGCAGUGGCUGACUUUCUCCUCAUCAUCUGCCUGCCUUUCCUGACAGACAACUACGUAAGGAAAUGGGACUGGAGGUUUGGGGACAUAGCCUGCCGGUUGAUGCUCUUCAUGUUGGCCAUGAACCGCCAGGGCAGCAUCAUCUUCCUCACAGUGGUGGCCGUGGACAGGUAUUUCCGGGUGGUCCAUCCCCACCAUGCUGUAAACAAGAUCUCCAAACAGACGGCUGCCAUCAUCUCCUGCCUGUUGUGGGGAGUCACCAUUGGCCUGACCUGUCAUCUCCUCAAUAAAGAUUGGCUGACCGAAAACAACGGUGCGUUUUUGUGCAGCAGCUUUAGCAUCUGCAAAAGCUUUGGGUGGCAUGAUGCCAUGUUCCUUCUGGAGUUCUUCUUGCCCCUGGGAAUUGUCCUGUACUGCUCAGCUAGAAUCGUCUGGAGCCUGCGGCAGAGGAAAAUGGACAAGCACGUGAACAUCAAGAGAGCCAUUCGCUUUAUCUUGGUGGUAGCCCUGGUCUUUGUCAUCUGCUUCCUGCCCAGUGUGGCCGUGAGGAUAAGCAUCUUCCGGCUCCUGUACACAGUGGGGAUAGAGGAUUGUAGCUCCUAUCGCUCGGUUGACCUGGCAUUUUUCCUGACUCUCAGCUUCACCUACAUGAACAGCAUGCUGGACCCCCUUGUGUACUACUUCUCCAGCCCAUCUUUCCCCAACUUCUUCUCCUCCAUGAUCAACCGCUGCCUCCGGAAGAAGUCAGCAGGUGAGUCAGAAAAUAACCGGAGCACGAGCCUGGAGCUCACGGAGGACCAGACCACCACCAGGAGUGCUCCGGAGGCUUUAACGGCUAAAUAAGGUGAGCUAUUGAGCCCCCAAUAUGUGACCAGAGCCACUCCUUAAUUAACCCAGCCAAGAAGCAAGAUUGUCACCAAGAACCACAAUCUCCAGAUACACAGUUUAGCUGGGGCACAGAGCAACAUCACCGGACUUGGCCCAAGGUUUCCCGGGACUUCCACAUUCAGAAAAUCAGACUUAGAGUGUGGCCGAGUGAGCCACUUGGUUGGAGGUUGUUACUACAGAAAUCUUGGAGAGAAGGUAGAGGAAAGCUUUUAGGCUUCUGAAACUCUUGCUUAAUCUCUGCCACUCACAGGACUGAAGAUGGCAACGUUUUCAACAUUUCUGCUGACCAGACUCAGAGGCACAGAGAAGCCCAUUGGCACCUGUGACUUGCUGGCCUCCUUGCUUCACUUGCUGAGACUUGGACAAGUCUCAACUCCUGGGGCAACAAUUAGCAUGACUGUGGACUCCAGCUGGGAGAAGAACUGAGUGAUUGGAGGGGAGCUAUGUUUCAACUGGAAGAAGCCUAGACAUCAUUAAACAAGACAAUAGGUCAACUGUGCUUGAGGGGACCAAUUCAUCUUUCAGCCAGGCUGUAGCAGAAA
Messenger RNA from Loxodonta africana (African savanna elephant), 1739 nucleotides. Its product is annotated as hydroxycarboxylic acid receptor 2-like. Bases 100 to 1152 code for a protein of 350 amino acids. Gene Ontology annotation, molecular function: nicotinic acid receptor activity. The record is from RefSeq and is a predicted model, not a curated record. NCBI's taxonomy places the organism in Eukaryota, Metazoa, Chordata, Mammalia, Proboscidea, Elephantidae. Gene Ontology annotation, biological process: G protein-coupled receptor signaling pathway. Gene Ontology annotation, cellular component: plasma membrane. The transcript has a single exon.